This is a messenger RNA of Talpa occidentalis (Iberian mole), 605 nucleotides long. RefSeq names its product thymosin beta 4 X-linked (gene TMSB4X). The coding region runs from base 75 to 209 and encodes 44 amino acids. NCBI's taxonomy places the organism in Eukaryota, Metazoa, Chordata, Mammalia, Eulipotyphla, Talpidae. Gene Ontology annotation, cellular component: cytoplasm. Gene Ontology annotation, molecular function: actin monomer binding. Gene Ontology annotation, biological process: regulation of cell migration; actin filament organization. The transcript has 3 exons. The record is from RefSeq and is a predicted model, not a curated record.
CCGCCCGGCACUCCGCGGCGACCCCGGCUCCGACGCUCCUCGCAGCCUGCGCCUCGCUCGCUUCCUCUGCAACCAUGUCUGACAAGCCCGAUAUGGCCGAGAUUGAGAAAUUCGACAAGUCGAAAUUGAAGAAGACAGAAACGCAAGAGAAAAACCCACUGCCUUCGAAAGAAACGAUUGAACAGGAGAAGCAAGCAGGCGAAUCGUAAUGAGGCCUGGGCCACCAAUAUGCACUGUACAUUCCACAAGCAUUGCCUUCUUAUUUUACUUCUUUUAGCUGUUUAACUUUGUAACAUGAAAGCAGUUGGAUCGAGUUUGAAUGACUGUGCUGCCCCUUUUCACAUCGAAGAGAACUACUGCCAAGGAAGGCGCGCCUGCCUCUCCCAUCUGCCUGUCAGGCUGCGGGGAAGGGAAAGAACUGGCAUGUUGGCGAAGGAAGAAGCUCGUGGGACGACAGUGAAAUCUAGCGUAAACACCCCGUUGGUCCAAGGUGUCCUGCAGGCUGUCCAAUGCAGUUUAAUCAGAGUGCCAUUUUUUUGUUCAAAUGAUUUUAAUUAUUGGAAUGCACAAUUUUUUUAAUAUGCAAAUAAAAAGUUUUAAAACCU